AUGCAUACAAAAAAUAUGGAACGUGCAACAUUUAAAAUUGAAAUUCCAUUUACUGAUCAUGCACAUUGUAUUGGACGACAAGGAAAUCAAAUACAAAGUAUUAUGUUAGCAACAGAUACACAUAUUCAUUUUCCUGAUGGUAAUCGUGAACCAAAUGGAACAAAAUCUAAUCAAGUAUCAAUAACAGGUACAAUAACAUCUAUUGAACAAGCUCGAAAACGUAUUCGAGAUAUUUUACCAAUGUCAUUAAAAUUUCUUAUAUCACCAAGAGAAUUAAUUCAUAUUAUCAAUGAUGAUUAUCCAUUAUUUAAAUAUGUUCGAAAACGUUAUGGUGUUAUAGUAUUACCACGUCCAUAUGCAAAAACUGGUGAUGUUUAUUGUAUUGUUCGUGGACUUAUUAAUCAACCAGAAUUAGCAGAAGCAACUGAAUAUUUAAUUCAAGCAUUUUAUGGUUUUGAAUCAUCAUUAAUUAAAGUAACAUGUCAAACAGAAGUUAGUGAACAAUAUCAUGGUUAUUUACAAACACGUCAACAAUCAAAAGAUAUGUGUAUAGCAGCUAUUGAACAAUAUACACAUGCUACAAUACAAUUUCCAACAACAAUAAUAAAUACAAAUGGAUAUGGACGACGAACAUCAGUUAUAAUUAGUGGAUCUCCAACACAAGUUUGUCAAGCAAGAAAAUUAUUUGAUUUAUGUUUACCAAUUAUUUUGACUUUUGAAGUACCAAUUGAUAAAGAACCAACACGUGCUGAUAUUGCUCAUAUAAAAGAUAAACUUAAUAUAACAACGAUUCUUCGAACACGUAAAGAUAAAAUUGGAAAAUUAGUAAUUGUUCAAUCACAAGAAUACAACACUGAUCAAUUAUUUCGUGCACGUUCAAUUAUUCUUGGUUUACCAGAAAUAAAUAAUAAUAUUUUACCAAUAUCAUCGAUUAAUAAUAAUAAUAAUAAAAAUACUUUAUUCGAUCUAAAUUUAUCAUCGACAAUAUUUUCUGAUCUUUCUAUGCCAGCUUCAUCUAUUGCGUCUUCUUCUGUGACAACAAUACCAACUAAUCGUUUACCAGAUAGUAUAUUAAUUCCAAUUGAACCUUACUAUACAUCAUCAACACAACAAAUUGAUACAUUAAUUGUACCAUUAAAUAAAGCGAAUACAACAAAAAAACCAUCACCCAUUGGUCAUGAACGUUUCUCAUUACGAAAUCUUGAUCAAGAUGCAAUCAUUUGUUCAACAAAUAAUGAUCAAUUUUCAUCUUCAUCGAUUUUUGAUGCAUCAAAACAUCAAAUUAAGUCAAUUAACAAUCCUUUAAUUACUCCAUUAUCUCAAAAUAAUUGUUCGACUAAAUUAUUUACAUUACUUCGUUCAAUAAAUUUAGAAAAAUAUUGGUCAACAUUUGAACAUAAUGAGAUUACGCCUUGGCCAGUAUCUCUCGACAUCAAUAACUAUGAUAACUUUAUUAAUCAUUCAACAUCUUUCGACUUGAAUACUUCAUUACCAUAUUUUAUCGACGAUGUAAACAAUAAUAUCGCUUAUUUACCAUCAUGUUCGCUUUUGUCUAUUUAA
This is a messenger RNA of Rotaria sordida, 1560 nucleotides long. The record is from the annotation of a GenBank genome assembly. Lineage: Eukaryota; Metazoa; Rotifera; Eurotatoria; Philodinida; Philodinidae.